Messenger RNA from Acanthopagrus latus (yellowfin seabream), 4971 nucleotides. RefSeq names its product centrosomal protein 104 (gene cep104). Lineage: Eukaryota; Metazoa; Chordata; Actinopteri; Spariformes; Sparidae. The record is from RefSeq and is a predicted model, not a curated record. Bases 216 to 3056 code for a protein of 946 amino acids. Gene Ontology annotation, cellular component: cilium. The transcript has 22 exons.
CUGUAGUUAAAAACAUAAUACGACCAUAUAUGUUAAGGCUGUUUUUUUUUUUUUUAAAUGGCAGUUGAUGUCAAAAUCGACUUGUACGUAAAUGGAACUGUUGACAGCAAUCCAUUGCGCAUGUCCGUGCUGGGAGUUGUCAACGGUGGUUAUGGAGAUAAGAUGUGACUACGAGCUGUCAAGAUUACGGUGAUGUCCGUGUGUCCAUCAGAGAGAUGCCCAGAAAGAUAGGAUUCAUUGUGGUCAACUCUUCAAGUCAUGAGGACAACUUUAGUGCCAAGGAACUCAUGGUCCAUGCACCCACAGUCAAUGGCUGGAGAUCCAACAGACAGUGCUCCUACCCUCAGCACAUCACCCUCCAGCUGGUGGAGAGAAGUAGGGUGAGGAAGCUGCAGCUGCUGGCCCACCAGUACCUGAUCCCAGCCAAGGUGGAGUUCCAUAUUGGAGAUGCCCUUCCUGAAACUAGCACCCCAGGGCUCCCUGGGCAGCUUCGCAGACUAGGAUAUGUGUCUUUGUCCGACAAUGAGAAGACAGGCUUCAAAGCACGGGAGCUGAAGUCAGUCCAUGUAGAUGUCAUCGGAACGUACCUGAGAAUAACCUUCCACAGGAACCAUGUCAACCGUUACAAUCAGUACAAUCAGGUUGCUUUGGUUGCCAUUAAUGUUCUGGGAGAUUCUGUGGAUGGCAAUGCUUUUAAUACAAUUCCAAGCAGAGAGCAGCUGAUCGAACACUACCUCAACAGUACCCAGCUGGAAGCCGCCUUGGACACGACCUUCAUGGGCAAAUGUGAGUCCAUCUCCCCCUUGGACGACCUGGCUUUCGACAUGUACCAGGACCCGGAAGUCGCCCAUAUCAUCCGUGUCCUAGAUCAGAAAAAGCAGGACAUGGUCCGGCAGGAGAAAUUUGAGCAGGCCAAGAAUCUGAAGCAGGCCAUUGCAGACCUGCAAAAGGUGGGGGAACGUUUGGCUCGGUAUGAUGUGGAUAAACGCUGUGCCAUCGAAAAGGAGGACUAUGACCUGGCCAAGAAGAAGAAGGAGUUGAUGGAAGAGUACAGGAGGAGCGUCUACCAGCAGCUGGAGGUCCACAACCUACUGGACAUGUCAAUGAUCUCUAGGGCUGCAGAUUCAACCCCAGCCCAGGAUCCACCCUCUCUUCAGCCCUCUCCAAGUCACCAUUCAGUCCCCACCAAGCCACUUGUGUCCACAGACACUUUAAGGAAGGAGAAAAAAACAAAGGCGCCACAGAACCAGCAGUCGGACACAGGAAGUGCUGCGCCCGGACUUAGCAGUCAACCUGACACACCGUGCACCCCCACUGCUGUACCUAAGAUAGACGUUACCAAUGUGCCUUAUGAUGAUAGGCCGCUGCCAGCCCUUCAGAGAAAAGACUGGCCUUUGGAGUCCAUUCAGAGCCCUGCAGAGCAGCACUCCCCUCAACCAGAUGCCCAAAGGACUCCACACAGCCCUGAGAUGAGCGGCGAGCCAGAGCCCCUGACGGAGAAGGCCCAGAGAGAGGCUGGCCUUCCAUUAGAGGUGUAUGGAGAAAGCCUGAUAGCUCGGGCGUAUUCCAAAACCUGGUCCUGCAGAGAGGAUGCUCUCCUGGCUGUGCACAAGAAGCUUUCGGAGGUAUCACCCGCCACCCCCAAGGAAGAGCUUAGAAACAUGAUAAGAGCUGCAGUCUUCCUGGUCCAAAGGUCCCUCCUGGAUAAGGUGUCAUCUGUCUUCCACGCCUCCUUGAAGCUGCUGCGGCUGCUGCUGAGCCAGCUGAUCACAGAUCUGGGGCUGGGCCGGCCCGAGUUGACCCACUGCUUGAAGCAGACCUGGCCAAACCUGCUGGCCAGGACUGGAGAGUCAGCCAGCCGCCUCCGGACCACAGCCACUGCCUUCAUACAGGAAAUUGCUGUUCUGAAGGAUGUUCGUGCCCUCCAGGUAAUUCCUGGUGAGCUGGUGAAGCCUUUCAAAUCCAACUUCCCCUCUCGCCUGGCACAGAGUCGGGCCGAGCUCACCGAAAAGCUGCUCGCUGAACUGGGCACAGAAAACUCUGGUUUCACCCUGGACAAUGUCAUGACGUUCUGUACAGCGGCUUUGGAGCACAGUGCAUCAGAGGUUCGAGAGCCGGCAGUGCGCAUCAUCUUAUCCAUGUACCAGCAGCACAGAGCUGCUGUUCUCAGCUAUCUUCCACCCAGCAAUUCUGCCACACGGUGGGACUUCCUCUACAAGAGUCUCUUUGAUGGCUUUGCCAAGAUUGACGGAAAGCUGGUGGAAUUUCAGACUUUGAAGAAGGGAGGUGGUCAGCAGGACGGCCAAAAAGAGAAGGAGGAGAUCCACUCUCUUCAGGAGCAGCUGGCUGCCUUGAAAGAGAUCACAGAAAGAGGGGACGAGCACACCAAAGGACAAAUGCCCAAGAAAGAAGCUCCCAAAGUAGAGAAAGAGUCCCAAAAAGCUGACAAAGCUGUCACAAAAGAUCCCCAGGACAAUGUAUCACACGUUGUUGACCAACAAUCUGUCAACUAUCUGGACAACUUGUGCAUCUUCUGCAGUAAAAAGGACGAGUCCUUCACAGAGGAUGGAUUGGACCUCCACUACUGGAAACACUGUCCUAUGCUGAGACGCUGCGAUGAAUGUAGACAGGUAGUUGAGAUAGCCAGCCUCACAGAGCACCUACUGGGUGAAUGUGAAAGCAGGUCCAGAUUCAGCCAGUGCCCGCGCUGCUCAGAGGCUGUGGCUACUGAAGAGCUGACUCGACAUGUCCAGGGUCCCGCCUGCAACCCCCCCAUCUCGGGUAAAGGCUCCAACCACUGUCCUUUAUGUCACAGCAACUUCAUGCCUGGAGAGCAGGCUUGGAAGGCUCACCUCAUGGGCAGGGAGGGCUGUAAACAAAACUCGCGGAGGACUGCGGUGUCCCAGAGAACCCAGCCAGCACAAGGCAGGGCUGUCGGUGGAUCCAAGCUGAAGCAGGCCUGGUCGGUCGGGGCCAGAGCCAGGCCCAUGGGCAGGGGCAGUCGCAUCCCGGCUCUGGCACCCCUGUCCAGAGGACAUCCACCAGGGAAGCGCUGACUGUGGUUCCAAGCAGCCGGGUUACCCGUAUUUCCAGGUCUCACGUUUCUGCAUAUCGGCACUUUUAGAAAACUGAUGUAUUCACAGACAUUUGCAACAGGACUUCCAAGGCCAUUUUUGAUUUUCUAAUUUAUAUAUUUAACCUUUUAUAAAGAUUACCAACAUGGUAAUGUCCUUAUCUUAUAAGUCUCUGUACAAACUGACAUUACAAUAUGGCGUUGCAUCUACUUUUAGAGACGUUGGAGAUUCGCUACAUCAAAUCUAAUUCAAGUCGACUAUUGUUAUGGUCCACACAGAGAAGAGACAGCUGGACUCACCAGUGUUAGAUCUUUACCUCUUUCUUGUACUGUAUAUAAUUCCUCUGGCAGCACACACCUGUCUGGCUCCUAAACAUCCCUGGUUGGGACUGUACGACUUAAAGGAGUCAACCGUCAAUAUUGUGCUUCAGUGAGGUUUGGGUGACUCAAGAGACAGGUGUCAAAAAGAAUGGUCAAACUAACAUCUUCUUAUAAGUCCCAUCUGUCCAGUAAGUACCCACAUCUUAUAACCCCGCGCUCUGUUUGCAAAGCACACUGUCCAAUAUGAAUCUAUUGGCUCUUAGCCCAUGCUGAGAUCACUCUGAUGACAUCACUCUGACAUCAGCAGGUUUUUUUUUUUCUCAGAUGCAACUCCUCUUGAGCCAAAGAAGACAUUAUACAGAUGGUUUCACAGGCCAGUAAAAUGUGUUCGCUGUAUUCAAAGGAAUGAUGCAUAACUUCCCGGAGAAAGAUGGUAGAUUGUCGAGACUCAACAAUCAGCUAUCUUUCUCUAGAAACACCUUAAACUUUAAAUAGCAUAGCUUUAAAACAUAAAGGCACAGUUCACCCCAAAAUCAAAAAUACACAUUUUCCCACUUAUCUAUAGUGCUGUUUAUGCAUCCAGAUUGUUGUGGUGUGACUUGACGAGUUGUAGGGAUUGUUGUGAGCAGUUUAAGGCCUCCACUGUUUUCUUUCUACUGAACUAUCCCUGCUUACCGCAUCACCAAGCAGAACCUGUGGACAACAGGCGAGCUAAGUAAGCGCCCUAAACUGUUCGACGCCAUUAAUGUCUACCCUCUGUUAGUAGAUGCACGCUUCCUUCGCCGUUGUGAUGUGGCGUGAUCUCCAAAACUCAAUAACAUAGACCAAAACAAUCUAUAUAGAUAAAAAGCACUUCAGGUAAGGGGGAAAAUGUGUGUUUUUGGGUGAACUGUCCGUUUCACUAGACAACACUAUAUAUUUAAAGACGGUAAUAAUUUCUUGCAUUAGAAAAUAGCUUGCAGCAUUGUUCACAAACAAAAAACUAGCAACUGCUUUUGUGGAAUGUGCGUCUGCUCAUAAUGAACCAGGUUAAGGGCUGACCAUUGAUAGCCACUGUAGUAUCAUUCAAUAUGUUAUCAAUCACUACGUGUACUAAGAGGGUGAUGACAAUGACUGAAACUCAGAGACACCAGAGGCGGUAAUGAGAGUAAGGGAGGAGGUUUAGUUACAAGCAGAAGACUUUUCCUCCUUGGCGUCGCUCCAGCAGACAAUGACUCAGUCCAAGAAGUGCAGCUUCACUGUCAGCUUAAUGCUUUACAGUCUGUUUACACAUUCAGUUAUUGUCUUAAAUAGAAUAUAUAGGGUAUAGAGUAUAUAGAAGGUAUUACGUAGCACUUUGCCAAAGGGAUGAGGCUUCAUUGAGGAUAAGCUCAGUACCAUAUGGAUUAAUUUAUUUUCCUGCCUAUUGCCUACUGACAAUCUUGAGUAGAUAGCACAGUUUUUGAUACUAGACAAGUGAAGGUACAACUUUUAACCUGACAGAAUUGUCCAAAUAAAAUGAAAACACAACGAUGAAUGUACUUUAUACUGUAGAAUGUGUGUAGCACCUGUUUUUCCUCAAGUUGACUUCAAAAAAA